Molecule: messenger RNA, 879 nt
Organism: Puccinia graminis f. sp. tritici CRL 75-36-700-3
Lineage: Eukaryota; Fungi; Basidiomycota; Pucciniomycetes; Pucciniales; Pucciniaceae
Exons: 1
Coding region: 1-879 (292 amino acids)
Source: RefSeq, a predicted model, not a curated record
AUGAGUUCCACCGACCUAACCAAGCUAUCUGCCUUCCUGGCGAACGGAUCGACCCCGAGGACACCGCUCCCGAUAGACGUACACUACCUGAAUGGUUUCAAAUGGAACACGAUAGUGAGCUACAACGCAGCCGUCAAGAAGUUCAUGAAGUUCAAGGCGGACAAGGGGGAAAUACCUUUUGCCUUACCUGCGACAGCCGAAGACAUCUAUCAGUUCUGCUUCUGGGCGGGACGCAAUGAAUUCCAGCAAACUACACAAGAGGUGAAGGCUACCACUAUCGAAAAAUACCUAUAUGGCAUACAAGCCUGGCACGAAUACCACUCGGCUCAGUACCCGAAAGAAACAAAAACGAAAGUCAACACCCUUCUGAAGUCGUCGGCGAAGGUGGACGCGCAGGUUCUGACUAAACCCCAAAAGGCGGUGGUACACUUGAAACACCUCCUGAUCUUAGUGGACGGACUAUCGGGGAAAGGCGAGAAAGAAGAAGCCAUAAAGGAUCUGGUGGUCACCGCUUUCUGGGGGAUGGCACGUAUGGCGGAACUCACGUAUAAGAACGAUUCAGGCCCCAUCCCUAAAGCCUCGUCACUACUGACCUCAGAAGUUUCACCGGCCCAACCAGACCAACGCGGCGUGAUGAACCUUACCCUACGCAACGCCAAGACCUGCGCCCCAGGGAAAACGAAAGAGAUCCAACUACGGAAGCUCGGAAUGAAACUAUGCCCAGUGGAAGCGGUCGGAAGGCGACUUGCGAACGCGAAAGGGGUAGACACAUCCCUUUUUGGGUUCCAGGCUAACGGGAAAAGACAUCAUUUGACGCGAAACGUGGUGGUUGCCGCGAUCAAGAAAGUCUGGGCCGACAACAACCUCGAAGGCCUGUAG